UUAACUGUAGUUUUUUUUUAUUCCGCCAGUAAAAACUACAUUACCCAGGAGCACUUCGUCGUCAACAAACACUACUGCGCGCUAGUAAACACAGAGAUAUGCUGACAAUGUUUGGAGCUGAACCAAGUGGAUUCUCAGUGUCCCUCGGCCUUUUCCUGCUCUUCUUGGUUCUUCUGUACUGGUAUGCCAUCUCGCCGUAUUCGGUCUUGGAGCGAUGUGGCAUCCGACACCCCAAACCAGUUCCGUUCUUUGGGAACAUGCUGAUGUUUCGACAUGAUUCUUUCAAAGCUCAGAAGGACCUGAUCAACCAGUACGGCCGAGUAUGUGGUUAUUAUGUCGUCAGACGGCCAACGGUGGUGGUAGCUGACCCAGACAUGCUCAAACAAGUUAUGGUGAAGGACUUUCAUAAGUUCCCAAACAGAGUGUUAUUUAGGAUGGCUACAAAGCCGAUGAAGAACAGUCUUAUCAUGCUGAGGGAUGAACAGUGGAAACGAGUUCGCAGCAUCCUCACCCCAACCUUCAGCGCAGCUAAGAUGAAAGAGAUGGUCCCUCUUAUUCAUGUGGCUACAGAAACAUUACUGAACAACCUGAAGGCUUAUGCAGAGUCUGGAAAGAGCUUUGACAUCCACCGGUGUUUUGGUUGCUUCACUAUGGAUGUGAUAGCAAGUGUGGCGUUUGGCAUGCAAGUGGACUCUCAGAACAACCCCAACGACCCAUUUGUGCACCACGCCUCCAAGUUCUUUUCUUUCUCUUUAUUCAGACCCUUCAUGUUCAUCUUCCUGAAUUUCCCGAUCCUGAUUAGGCCACUUGGUGGCUUGAUGCGAGAUAAAGAGAGCAGUGAGAUGAGCAACUUCUUCACCACUUGCAUUCAGAAACUUAUAAAGCAGAGGGAUGAGUUGCAAUCCAGUCAGAGGCGGAGGGACUUCCUGCAGCUGAUGCUGGAUGUGAGGAGCAGUAAGGAGUGUGUGUCCCUGGAUCACUUUGACGUGGUCAAUCAAGCAGAUGAGCAAGAUGUGACUGACAGAAAUGCGGAAAGUUGCAACGAGUCGGCAAAAAGCAGCCAGCAGAAAAGGAUGAUGACGGAGGAUGAGAUCAUAGGCCAGGCUUUCAUCUUCUUCCUCGCUGGUUAUGAGACGAGCAGUAACACUCUUGCAUUCACCUGCUACCUGCUGGCCAUAAACCCUGACUGUCAGAAGAAAGUACAGAAAGAGGUGGAUGACUUCUUCAGCAGACACGGCUCAGCAGAUUACACUAAUAUUCAGGAACUGAAGUAUUUAGACAUGGUGGUGUGUGAGGCUCUCAGACUGUAUCCACCUGCAUUUAGAUAUGCGCGCACUGUUGAGCGUGAAUGUGUGGUGAAUGGACAGUUGCUGCCAAAAGGAGCUACACUAGAGAUAGCGGCAGGCUUCCUGCAUUCUGACCCAGAGUACUGGCAGGAGCCGGAGAAAUUCAUACCUGAAAGGUUUACUCCUGAAGCCAAGGCCAGUCGACACCCUUUUGUGUACAUGCCGUUCGGAGCUGGGCCCCGCAGCUGUGUGGGCAUGAGACUGGCCCAGCUGGAGAUUAGGAUGGCACUGGUCAACAUCUUAAAGACAUUUAAUGUGGUGGCAUGUAAGGACACAGAGGUUCCUCUUACAUUAAAGUCAACUACCACACUCGGACCCAAGAAUGGAGUUUUUGUCAAAAUUACCAAGAGAGAAAAUUUUGCUCAUGCCUAAAAAUAGACAGUGAUUCACACCUGAGUCAUCUUCUAUGACUCGGUGAUUAGUAAGUGAAUAACAAAGGAUAUGAUUUGCUUGUAUUUCCUGAUUUGUAAGUCACUUUGGAAAAAAAGCAUCUGCUUUUUGAAUAAAUUGAAUAAAUGUGAAAUGUAAAUAAUAUGUAUAGUUUAGUAUGCUGAAUAACUUUUAUUUUACAACUAUAUGAGGUGCAUGGAAUAUAUUUUAAUUGCAGUGUAAAUAAUUUAGGCUAAUGAAAGGUUACUGCAUACAAUAAACUGUUUGAUUUGUAAGUAAUUCAACCUAAUUAUAUAAACUGAUGUUCCUAA
Molecule: messenger RNA, 2047 nt
Organism: Ictalurus punctatus (channel catfish)
Lineage: Eukaryota; Metazoa; Chordata; Actinopteri; Siluriformes; Ictaluridae
Gene: tbxas1
Product: thromboxane A synthase 1 (platelet)
Exons: 14
Coding region: 99-1718 (539 amino acids)
Molecular function (GO): oxidoreductase activity, acting on paired donors, with incorporation or reduction of molecular oxygen; heme binding; steroid hydroxylase activity
Source: RefSeq, a predicted model, not a curated record